Physeter macrocephalus (sperm whale) is the source of this 1065-nucleotide messenger RNA. It is a transcript of the gene BTLA, whose product is annotated as B and T lymphocyte associated. The record is from RefSeq and is a predicted model, not a curated record. Gene Ontology annotation, cellular component: plasma membrane. Lineage: Eukaryota; Metazoa; Chordata; Mammalia; Artiodactyla; Physeteridae. Gene Ontology annotation, molecular function: signaling receptor activity. Gene Ontology annotation, biological process: immune response-regulating cell surface receptor signaling pathway.
AUGAAGACAUCACCUACCAUGCUUGGAAUCGGGAAAUUAUUUGGGGUCCUCUUCCUAAUUCCACUUGUAGGCAUCUGGAGUAUCAAUGGGGAUGAAUCAUGUGAUAUACAACUUAAUAGAUAUUCCAUAUAUGUUGUGUCAUCAGGAGACCCAUUUGAACUGGAAUGCCCUGUGAAAUAUUGUUCUAAUAGACCUACUGUGACCUGGUGCAAGGCCAAAGGAAACUGUUUACAUCUUGGGGACAGACUUCAGGGCUUCAUGGGUUGGGAAGAAAGGAAGAGUAUUUCAGGUUUUAUUCUGCAUUUUAAUCAAGUGCUUGCUAGUGCCAAUGGGUCAUACCACUGUUCUGUGAACUCUUUGCCUGGACUCAUUGAAAGCCACUCAGUUACCAUUAAUGUGACAGAUACAAGGAAUGCCUCAGGACCCCCCUCCAAGGAAGAGAUGGUGGACCAACCAUGGACCCUUUAUAGUUUGUUUCCUUUGGGGGCUUUACCUCUAUUCAUUACCUGUUUCUACAUAUUCUGCUGCCUUAGACGGCACCGAGGGGAACAAACAAAGCUUUCUGAUAUAUCAGGAAGGGAAAGUAACCUGAAUGGUUCAUCUUCGGAGAAGCUUGAUGAGAAGAUUAUAUUAAAACUAUCAGAAUCUGGAUAUUUUAGUCCAUCUUUUGGUUCUGCUCACUUCUAUUUUGGAUCAACCUUCAGUCAGGCUCUGUCUGCAGCAGCUCUAGAACUCCAAGUGCAGCAGGAAAGAGAAAGUCCUGGUCUCAGGAAGCUCAGAGAGAAGCCUCAGAACGGCAUCUCAGUGAUUGGUUGUCCAGACUUAGACCCUAUGCACAUUCGUGAAUCAAACUGUGACCAGACCAAACUGUGGUGCACAAAUGUAUUGUCUGAAUUAGGAUUUGGCCACAAGGGCAUCCCCAGAGCCAGGUGUAAGGUCAACUUCACUUUACACAUAUGGACAGAAGCUUGGGGAAGGGUGACUUCCCAAAACCAAAUCAGUAUCCUGUGCCCACAGGAUGGGAGUCUUGACUUUGGUAACAAGACCAACAAAUGCCCAUUAUAG